This is a messenger RNA of Symbiodinium necroappetens, 558 nucleotides long. NCBI's taxonomy places the organism in Eukaryota, Dinophyceae, Suessiales, Symbiodiniaceae. The record is from the annotation of a GenBank genome assembly.
AUGUUCCGAGCUCUUGUCCAGCCAGCGCUGCGCUCGUGCUUGCUUCUUGGUGUGGGGCGACUCUCUGCGGCGUGGAAUGUAACAUCCGGGUCGUGCACCAUUGAUUCAAAUGGUUGCGUCAGCUCCACGAACUACCCGAGCUCCUUUCCAUCAUCUGAUGCUUGCACGAUCCAGAUUCCCGAGGGCAACACCAGGCCAAUCGUAGUGGUCGCCUUCGACAUUGAGGACAGCUGCUGUGACAAACUGUGGGUCAACGGCAUAGAGUAUCGCGGCGACGAUUCUAUCGACAACAUCGUGCCGCAGGGCACGAUCUCGUGGGAUGCCGGAUUUUCUUCUUAUUCUAGGGGCACCCGUUGGAAGAUUUGCCUUGGAGAGGCUCCCGUGCAGGUUCCGGCGGUCUUGGUGCUGGAUGGCCACUGCGAUGCCGAGGUCAACGGUCGUUAUGAGCUUCGGGCCUACACUGCUCGAAAGCCAGUUUAUGAACACACUGGUGGGAAGAGGUAUCUCUACUACAAGCCAGACUGUGCUGAUGAUCCUGAAUACAGGCGUGACUUCGAG